Molecule: messenger RNA, 927 nt
Organism: Closterium sp. NIES-65
Lineage: Eukaryota; Viridiplantae; Streptophyta; Zygnematophyceae; Desmidiales; Closteriaceae
Source: the annotation of a GenBank genome assembly
AUGGCGAGGCAGACUUCAAAGAUCAACGAGCUGCGCGAGGCUUUCAGUGCCCUCCGAAGGGAGACCAUGUAUCGCCCUCCACCACGAGCGGACCCGCCUGCCAACUUUGCUAGCGGUCGCACCAACCCUUCUCGCUCUAGUGGUGUGGCGGGUGACCCCGGACCUUCUACGCAGCGUGCUGCUGAGCCGAACACGCAGGCUUUUGGCUCUCUGUCAAUCACCCUGCCGCCAUUCAUCCUGGGCAAGACAGACGCUGAGGCGGAUAGGAAGCCGUUUGGGUGGGAGGAAUUCGCAUCUGCUCUUAAGCAAGCUUUCCAGGUCCAGCCGACCCAGCUGGAGGUGCGCAGCCGCCUUGAGAAGCUGCAGUGCGGGAACCGCACAGUGCAGCAGUACGCUGUGGAGUUCGAGGAGAUAUGGGUGCUGCAGAAAUCGGCAGAACGCAUGAGCGUGGGUGAGAAGAUCCACUUGUUCUUCAGGGGGCUGCCUGAACAUCUCCAGAGCAUGCACAUGUCUGAUGGGGCUGGGGAGGCAUGGAGGUCCUACGACCACGUGAAGCGCGUGGUGGGGACCACUGAUAAGCAUUUCCGUGCUUAUGUGAAAACCACCACCCAGCCGCAGCAGGCCCCAAGGCCGUCGUCUAGCCCUGAGGGUCCAUGUGGAAUGCAGCAGGGAACGCCUUGGAAGGGCGGGAACCACAAGAGGCCCUUCCAGCAGAGGCAGCAGGCUGACCACAAGGCCAAGAAGGUCAACGAGGGUGGACCAAGCAAUGUCCAAAGCUGCUUCAAGUGCGGCAAGCCUGGACACAAGGGAUAUGAGUGCCGCCACCGCAAGUCGGUGAAGUUCUCUGGCAAGCCUAAGACGGAGAACAGGCGCAAUGACGGCAGUGGUCCCUCGGGCAGCCAGCGGGAUUUUUCAAAGCCCAACUAG